Molecule: messenger RNA, 273 nt
Organism: Laccaria bicolor S238N-H82
Lineage: Eukaryota; Fungi; Basidiomycota; Agaricomycetes; Agaricales; Hydnangiaceae
Product: 40S ribosomal protein S25
Exons: 1
Cellular component (GO): cytosolic small ribosomal subunit
Molecular function (GO): structural constituent of ribosome
Source: RefSeq, a predicted model, not a curated record
UCAAGCAGUGGUGGCAAAUCAGCAAAGAAGAAGAAGUGGUCGAAGGGAAAGGUCAAGGAUAAGGCCCAGCACACCGUUGCUCUCGACAAAGUCACCUACGACCGUAUCAUGAAGGAAGUCCCCACCUUCAAAUUCGUCAGCCAGAGCAUCCUCAUCGAACGUCUCAAAAUUAACGGCAGCUUGGCGCGCGUUGCUAUCAGACAUAUGGAGAAGGAGGGACACAUCAAGAGGAUUGUGCAUCACUCGGCGCAGCUGGUCUACAGUAUGUCGAAU